AUGGGAGGAACCAACAUGAGCUCCUUUAAAGGCUUUAUCCUAAAGGGUGUCUCUGACCAUCCUCAGCUGGAGAUGAUCUUUUUUGUAGUCAUCCUCUUCUCCUAUCUGUUAACUUUGAUGGGCAACUUGACCAUCAUCCUAAUAUCACGCUUGGAUGCCCGACUUCACACGCCCAUGUAUUUUUUCCUCAGCAAUCUCUCCUCCCUUGACCUUGCCUUUACCACCAGCUCAGUUCCUCAGAUGCUAAUGAAUCUGUGGGGCCCAGACAAAACCAUCAGCUAUGGUGGCUGUAUAACCCAGCUGUAUGUCUUCCUCUGGCUGGGUGCCACUGAAGCUCUUCUGUUGUUGGUGAUGGCAUUUGAUCGCUAUAUAGCUAUCUGCCGGCCCCUGCACUACGUAACCACCAUGAUCCCUCGGCUUUGCUGGCAGUUAGCUGCCAUUGCUUGGCUAGGUGGCCUGGGUAACUCCCUGAUUCAGUCAACUUUCACUCUGCAGCUCCCACUGUGUGGACACCAGGAAGUAGAUAAUUUUCUCUGUGAAGUACCAGCUCUGAUCAAGUUGGCCUGUGGUGAUACAAACCUCAAUCAGGCUUUACUCAAUGGUGUCUGUGCCUUCUUUACUGCAGUGCCCCUGAGCAUCAUCCUCAUUUCCUAUGGCUACAUUGCCCGUGCUGUCCUGAAGAUUCCCUCAGCUGCAGGCCGACGAAAGGCCUUCAAUACUUGUGGCUCCCAUCUGAUAGUUGUAUUCCUGUUCUAUGGCUCAGCCAUUUAUGCCUAUCUACUGCCAGCCAAGAGUAGCUCCCAAGACCGGGGCAAGUUCAUCUCUUUAUUUUAUUCAGUAGUUACACCCAUGGUGAAUCCCCUAAUCUACACUCUGAGGAACAAGGAGGUGAAGGGGGCACUAAGGAGAUUGUUGGGAAAAGGGAGGGAGCAAGGAUAA
Molecule: messenger RNA, 939 nt
Organism: Monodelphis domestica (gray short-tailed opossum)
Lineage: Eukaryota; Metazoa; Chordata; Mammalia; Didelphimorphia; Didelphidae
Product: olfactory receptor 2C1-like
Biological process (GO): G protein-coupled receptor signaling pathway
Cellular component (GO): membrane
Molecular function (GO): G protein-coupled receptor activity; olfactory receptor activity
Source: RefSeq, a predicted model, not a curated record